AUGAGAGACCCUGUGAGUCCGAGUGAAAGGCUGGCCGUAACACUUAGAUUUUUUGUAACAGGAGAUGCUCAGUGUACUAUUGCUGCAAGUUACAGAAUCAGCGCAUCUACUAUCAGUAGGAUUAUUAGUGAGACAUGCGCUGCUAUCUGGACAUCAUUGAAAGAGAGAAAUUUUCUACAUGUCCCAUCAGAAAAUCAAGAACGGAAAACAAUUGCAAAAGAAUUUGAAAACAUGUGGAAUUUUCCGCAUGUUAAAGGUGCAAUAGAUGGCAAGCACAUCGUUAUGCAAGCUCCUCAUAUUGGCGGAUCAGAGUAUUUUAACUAUAAGAAAACGCAUAGCAUAGUUCUUCUAGCUGUUUGUAAUGCUACAUACCAAUUUACUAUGGUAGACAUUGGCGACUCGGGAAGACAGAGUGAUGGUAGCGUUUUUAACAACUGCAGUCUUGGUUAUGCAAUUGAAAAUAAUAAAUUGAAUAUUCCUGAUCCCGAAUAUAUUGGUAAUUCAGAAAAGGUAUUACUGUACGUUUUAGUUGCUGACGAUGCUUUUGGUUUAAAAAGACACAUGAUGAAACCAUACUCUAAUCAAAACAUUCCUUUAGAUCAAAAAAUAUUCAACUACAGACUUUCAAGAGCCAGAAGGGUAAUAUAA
Messenger RNA from Hydra vulgaris (swiftwater hydra), 648 nucleotides. RefSeq names its product putative nuclease HARBI1. Lineage: Eukaryota; Metazoa; Cnidaria; Hydrozoa; Anthoathecata; Hydridae. The record is from RefSeq and is a predicted model, not a curated record.